AUGAAGCGCUUGGCGACCAUGUGCCGAGAGAUGUGCGCUCCGGACCAGAGCUGUGUCCAGUACUGGCUGCUGCCGGAACGCGCGCCUGAGUGGUACCGGAAGCUGGUCCUGGGCACCGGCAGCGCGGAUGUGCACGCCCAGCCGGCGCCAAAGAACAGCCUCCCACUGCUAGGCCACAUCGCGAUGAAGGUGCCGAAACUGGAAGAUGCCAAGCUGUACUGGGUGGACGGCCUGGGGUGUGUGGAGAACUAUGACGCGAGCACGCGGCAGCUCUGGGCGCACCUCGGCUGCACGGAGCUGCGCCUCACAGAGGCCGCCGAUGGCCAGCGCUGGCCCGGGGAGAUCCGCAUUUGGGUCAACGAUAUGCGCACGGUGGCAGACAUGCUGAACAUGUUGGGCAACACCUUGGACUCCAAGCUUGUCGCAGAGAUGCGAGAGGCCAAGACGGGCGGCGAGUACGCCAUGCUCCUACACGACCCCCCGCGCCUGAACAAGGUGCAGGCCAGCGAGGCGCCCAGUGGCUGGGGCAAGACCAUCUGGGAGCUGCCCACCAACGCGCCUGGGAAUACGAAGCCGAAGAACGCGCUGGCGAUCUCCGACGCCGUGGUCUUUCUGCCUAAGCGGCAGCAGAUCCAAGGCGCCGCCCGGUUCUACGAGCACUUCUUCGGAUCGGCGAUCACCAAGAAGUACCAGGUCUAUGAGGCGCAAGCGCUGAUGGAUAUCUGCAUGGUGCACUUCAGCCCAGGGCCCAAGCUCCACCAAACACUCACCUACAAGGCGGACGUGACCUACGUGGUGCCGAGCAAUCUCGCCUCGGUAUGCAUCUACGUGAAGGACCACGCGCACUUCCACCUCAUCUAUGCCAAGUGCAAGUCCGCGGAUUUGUUGUCCCCGGAGUGCGCUAAACGGAGCUGGGAGGAGGUGGAGGCGACGAACGAGUUCAUCAUCACAGGGGUCAUGGACCCGCAAGACCACAGCAUGGUGAUCGCCCUGCCGCACGUCAUUCGUACCAAAUCGCAUCGAGAAUGCCCUCUCCGAGAAAGCGCGUAG
Messenger RNA from Effrenium voratum, 1050 nucleotides. Lineage: Eukaryota; Dinophyceae; Suessiales; Symbiodiniaceae. The record is from the annotation of a GenBank genome assembly.